GAGACAGACGAACUCUGCACUUCUUGACGUCUCUACUGACCCCUGACGUGGAUACAAGAGUUUAAACAGAUUCUGUAUAUUCUACAAGAUGAGUUGUCGCUAUUUCUUCCAUCCUGUUGUAUGGAGAUCGUUCCAGGUCACAGGCUGGUGUCCCCGUGUUGCAGUGCCGCCUAUCAGACCCAAGCUUCAAUGCAGAUGUAUUUGCAAGACCUACUCAAGCUCAUCCCAGAAACAGGACGACACCUUACUUCACAAGACUGAAGAGAAAACAGAGACGGAGAACCAUGUGUCAGAUGCAGACGCGCAUAAUCUAGAAAUCAAUUCCACAAGGACAGAUAACAGCAAAGAAGCCGCAAAUACAGAAUCGAACAGUGAUAUUGAAACAGAGUACAGUCCACAAGUUCAAAGCUUACUCAUUGAUAUACAAAAGAAAACUCCAAAGACCCAGCUUGAUACAACAUACUCCCCAGAAGAUAAGGAGACAUUGUUGUCAGUAUUUAACACAGCCUCAGUCCAGCAGCUUCAGCAAAUGCGGGCACUGAAAGGUUUGACAGCAGAUGCCAUCGUGACACAUCGUACACUCCACGGACACUACCAGACCCUCGGGAGCUUGCUUGCUGUGCAGGGAGUGGGGAGAACCACGCUGAAGAACGUAUGUGAGAGGAUCCUGAACCCGGCAUCUGAGUCCGACACGGAGGGAGGGCGGGGCCAGGUCAGCAGUAAGGCCAUCUACAAACCUCAGCUUAGCCAGGACAGCUUACAGAGAGUCUGGAGUGUGAUGUCCAUUAAGGCAGGGCUGAAGCACCUGUCCUGGGCUCACCUGUGUCGGGACGGGACUCUGCACGACUGGGACAUCCAGGAGGUGCCCUGUUUCCUGUCAGGACGCUUCCAGGCACACGAGUAUCUGGAGGCAGUGUCCCAGAUCAUCUCCACCUUACCCCCUGCAGACCUGUACUUGCUGGAACAGCAGACGAUAAAGAAUGACCCGAGUAUGGCGCCACUCAAGUUACACUUCCGCUCUGUGGAGGUGCUGCUGUAUAGUCUCCUCAACAGGGACUUUUCUGACACAAGGGAACACAGGGUUGUCAGCAUGUCGUAUGCAGCUGUCGGGAGAUAUUUUGGAGUCUACGUCAGCGGGUCUCGGACAAGUGGUCGGAGCAUGAUUCAUGACAUUGUGAAGGACUCGCGUGAAUCUCUGAACCUGAGAGUUGCGAUUUCCCAGGAAAUGGCCUCAGACUUUCUCAGCAGGAAAGACGGGAUUUUGAAAGAUGCUCUCUGUGACUGUCUGAUGCAGGCAUUAGCUUUUGUGGAAAUUGUUCUCGAUGAGAAUCAUACUGGCAUGAAAGACAGCUGACGGUUGUAAAUAUAUUUAUCUAAUCUCUAAGCAUAGAUGACAAAACCAAGAAUUUGUAAACUUGUGGGAAAAGGAAGUAAUAUAUUAUUCUGUUUU
Messenger RNA from Branchiostoma floridae (Florida lancelet), 1450 nucleotides. RefSeq names its product transcription elongation factor, mitochondrial-like. The transcript is spliced from 6 exons. Lineage: Eukaryota; Metazoa; Chordata; Leptocardii; Amphioxiformes; Branchiostomatidae. Gene Ontology annotation, molecular function: DNA polymerase processivity factor activity; nucleic acid binding. The record is from RefSeq and is a predicted model, not a curated record. Gene Ontology annotation, cellular component: mitochondrial nucleoid. Gene Ontology annotation, biological process: mitochondrial transcription; transcription elongation by mitochondrial RNA polymerase. The coding region runs from base 89 to 1354 and encodes 421 amino acids.